UUACAUUUCACAUAAUUUUUGGGUGGAGAAAAGCAGGAGUCCAGGGGAAAACACGAAAUUCCAAAGAAAUAGGCGAAAUUCAAAAUUACCAAAGGAUGUCGCACAGGGAGCGAGGUGGAGGAGUUGUAAAAAGGGAUUUAUCAAAUAAUUGGGAUGCUGAAAGGACUGCCCGAUUUUUUUGGGGUAUGCAGGAAAAUGAGGUGCGAACGAUGCAUUACUUGGGCCUGGCUUACAUAGUCUUGUCCCGUCGCCCAAGGUUGCAAGUGAAGGUUCCACUGUCCACCCAAAACUACGAAGAUGGAGCGAAUGUGGGAGCGGGGGAGCGAGGAGGCUCUGCCCUCCAGUUGGUCUUCACCUGUCCAUCGAAUUAUCCGCUCCAGGUGCCGCAGGUGGAGAUCGUGGAGAAGCGCAACAUCAGCGAGUCCUUGGAACAGGCUCUCCACGGAGAGAUUGCCCAGACUUUGGAGCAGCACUUGGGCCUCCAGAUGAUUGUGCCUGUGGUGACCCGGCUGCAAAUGCUGAUAAACAAGGAGGUGAGGAGGCAGCCCACCCAGUAACGUGCCCUCUAGGUGGCUACCAUCAAUAUCUCCUGUCAUUAAUAUUAUAUCUUCCUCCCCUUCUUAAGAGCAAAUAUAAUUUAUUGGCACUUGUUUUUAA
This is a messenger RNA of Drosophila suzukii, 657 nucleotides long. RefSeq lists its product as uncharacterized. Gene Ontology annotation, biological process: cytoplasmic translation. Gene Ontology annotation, molecular function: protein binding. The record is from RefSeq and is a predicted model, not a curated record. NCBI's taxonomy places the organism in Eukaryota, Metazoa, Arthropoda, Insecta, Diptera, Drosophilidae.